Lodderomyces oxycetoniae is the source of this 918-nucleotide messenger RNA. It is a transcript of the gene HMX1, whose product is annotated as Hmx1p. The transcript has a single exon. Gene Ontology annotation, molecular function: heme oxygenase (decyclizing) activity. Gene Ontology annotation, biological process: heme oxidation. NCBI's taxonomy places the organism in Eukaryota, Fungi, Ascomycota, Pichiomycetes, Serinales, Debaryomycetaceae. Bases 1 to 918 code for a protein of 305 amino acids. The record is from RefSeq and is a predicted model, not a curated record.
AUGUCGGUGAUAGCUACUACUACUACGACUCCCACUCCCACCCCCAAUGUCACAGAGGCAACCGCCAAAUUGAGUCAGAAGGAAAUAAUACCCACAAAGACCGACGUUGGUGCUUUGGCAAAUAGAAUAAAUUUAGAAACUCAAACAUUACAUAAUAAAGUAGACAAGAUGGUCACUUUGAAAAUGGCUAUUGCGUUACGCAACUACAAGGUGUUUAGACAAGGAUUACAGGCCUUUUAUCACGUCUUUGCAACUAUCGAAACCUGUUUACAAAAUCAACUUGAAAACGACCCAAACUCAAAAUGGUCAAUCAUGCUCCAGCAAGUUUGGAAGCCUGAAAUUGCUCGUAAGGCUAAAGCAGAACAAGAUCUUUUAUUCUUUUACGAUGAUAAUAAAUCUAAAUUUAUCAAUGCUAAAAUGGUCGAACAAAUCAACUUUGUAAAUCACAUAAAGCAGGUUACACUGGAGAAACCAUACCUUUUGUUUGCUUAUUUUCAUGUGAUGUAUCUUGCUUUGUUUGCCGGUGGAAGAAUAAUGAGAUCCUCGUUUACAAAAGCAACAGGAAUGUACCCAAAGAAGGACGGGUUGACUCAUGAUCAAAUUGUGAAAUUGGGAACAAAUUUCUUUACAUUUGAUGUUGCUGAUGAAGAUAUGUUGCGUGUGAUUUACAAGAGAGAUUAUGAACUAGCCACGAGGAAUGGAUUAACUGAAGAACAGAAAUUGGAAAUCAUCGAAGAAAGUAAAUAUAUUUUUGAACAAAAUGUCCGUUGUUUAGUUGAAUUGGAAGAGUAUAACUUGGAAAAGAUUCAUGGUACUUGGACUUACUUUGCUUUUACCAAAGGAACUUACGCUGUGGCUAUCGUAUUGUGCGUUUUGUUGCUUCUAUAUGCUCAGAGAAUACUUUCUGGUUAUUUAUAA